CUGAUAUAAAAACAAGCCUCGCCAACUGUGAUCGAUGGAGUUUCUACAAGUGAUGGCAGAGGUCAAAGGAGCGUCGUGCAUUUGGGAUUUAACCUUUGUGGACACAAGCUGUUGUUCCUGAGCCUGUGGUGGAUUUUAUUUUUCUGUGUGUUUUUGUUUUGUAAUUUUUUUCCCUCUCUCACCUUUGACCGACAGCAUGGGGAUCCUGCUUUUAUUUGCUGCCUUUCAAGUGCUGACAGUCGGCGUGGUGUCUGCUGGCUGUCCAGUGGUGUGCGGGUGUCCGGCGGGCCCCGUCCUGCCCCCCGGGGUCAGCUCGGUGCCGGACGGCUGCGGCUGCUGCAAGGUGUGCGCCGCCCAGCUGAACCAGGACUGCCACGACGGGCGGCCCUGCGACCACCACCGAGGCCUGGAGUGUAACUAUGGCAACGACGUGGGCCGGACCCACGGCAUCUGCAGGGCGAAGGCCGAGGGCCGCUCGUGCGAGUACAACGGGCGGAUUUACCAAAACGGCGAGAACUUCAACGCCGGCUGCAAGCACCAGUGCACCUGCAUCGACGGGGCGGUGGGCUGCGUGCCCCUCUGCCCCAGCCACGUGCCGCUGGCGUCGCCGUCCUGUCCGGCGCCGCAGCUGGUCAAGGUGCCGGGCCAGUGCUGCCUCACCAUCGACUGCCACAAGGGAACCCCCCUGGUGCCCCCCGUGCACCGCCGACCCCAACCUCCGGCCUACCCGCCUUACCCGUUCAUCCCCUACCCGGCCUACCCCUUCCCGAAGCCGUACCCCAAACCCUACCGGAAGCUGUUCCCCUACAAACCCAAGAAGGAGAAGGACACCCUGGGGAACGAGCUGGUGGAGGGGGGGGGCGGGCGCAGGUGGGACAAGCCACGUGGCAACAAGCACCUGGCGGCCUGGAAACAGGUGGCGGAUCAGUGUGCGGUCCAGACUACGUCCUGGUCCCAGUGUUCCCGGAGCUGUGGGAUGGGCGUCUCCUCUCGGGUUACCAAUGACAAUGCCCGCUGUAAGCUGAUCAAAGAGACGCGUCUGUGCAACAUUCGGCCCUGCAGCUCCAUGUCCAUGCCUGUCAAGAAAGGAAGGAGGUGCUGGACCCACAAGGCCCCCGAGCCCCACCGCCUGUCCUACGCCGGCUGCAGGAGCACGCGCCUGUACAGGCCCAACUACUGCGGCGUGUGCCGGGACGGCCGAUGCUGCUCGCCCCGGCGCACGCGCACCGCCAGCGCGAGCUUCGCGUGCCCCGACGGCGAGCGCUUCAGCCGCGCCGUGAUGUUCAUCCAGUCCUGCAAGUGCAGCGACGCGUGCAACCACCUGAACGAGGCCGCCAUGCCCCCCCAGCGCUGGCUCUACGGAGACACGCACAAGUUCAUUGACUAGUGGCAUCACCCCCCCCCCCCCAAAAAAAAAC
Etheostoma spectabile (orangethroat darter) is the source of this 1418-nucleotide messenger RNA. RefSeq names its product CCN family member 1. NCBI's taxonomy places the organism in Eukaryota, Metazoa, Chordata, Actinopteri, Perciformes, Percidae. Gene Ontology annotation, molecular function: integrin binding; heparin binding. Gene Ontology annotation, biological process: positive regulation of cell migration; cell adhesion; positive regulation of cell differentiation. Gene Ontology annotation, cellular component: extracellular region. The record is from RefSeq and is a predicted model, not a curated record.